AUGAGCUAUCGGCGGCAGGGAACUCUAUCCCUCGCAGCCCGUGAUUCUCUGAGAAAGAUUUUAAUUUCUGAACCUGAUUCGAGUACUUUAUUUCCUGUGAAAACGUCUCAACGUGAUUUUCAACAAACAAGAAUAAACCUGCCUUCUACUUUAUCUAAAAUAGUGGACGCUGAAGGUAGUCCAGUUUCGGAAGAGGAGGAGAUUGACCAACCUUCUCUUGAUGAUUCUGAACUUCCCACUUCGUUUGAGGAGGACAUUUCAAGGGAAAAGGAUAUGGUGAGUCAUUCAGAGUUUAAGACAACAACCGAUCUCCUGUUUCGGGAGAGUUACGGCAUUCUGGUCGAUCACGUUCCUUCCCCGAUCAAAGCGUUCCUCUCUCCUGAUUUCUCCGUCUCUUCAACCCGCCUUCUCAUCUCCUCGCUGCUACCUGACGAAUCUGCCUGGUUUACGAAGGGCUACUCGUUUUCCAGCGACCAAUGGUUUUGCUUCCCUCCUUUCUUCACUUUCAGGGAACCCGCCUACCAAGCCUUCCUCGACUCCCUCCAGCAGCACUACAUCGCCUCCAACGAAAAAGCGCGGCAUGCUUCGUACUCCAAAUACCAAAUUCGGUUCAUUAAGGGAAGCAACAGUCCGUUUAUCGACGCACACAAUAUUUGCAUUGAUAGCUCGCACGUCUGGAACUUUUUCUUCGAGGGCGGGACGUUUCGCUUUCGAUACCCCACCAAACAGAGCUUUCGGUGGGAAUACAAAUUCAAUGUGCAAUACAAAAAGCUCCCAAACACGACCCUUUGGAUCGAAAACGGACAUUUUUUCGUGUCCCAACCGUACCUAACACGUCAUAUCGGACACUUCGCGGAGUCCGUAAACCAGGCUUUAUUGAAACUACGCUAUCCGGAGUUUUACCCGGAAGUUACAGAUUGGUAUUUGCCACUGUUUAAGGACAAUGAAUUCGCAUGGUCCAAAACCUAUCUCCAGCUUUUGUUAGAGUUGUAUCCGAAAAAGUUGAGGCCGAAUGUGCAUUUUGCGGAUGCGUUUAAACUGAAACGAGGCGUUUGUUUUCGAUCUGUGACCCUGCUGGAUCGCUGUGCGUAUAACAACGAUGGUGGCUUGUUUGCAGGCUUUGCCUCGCAAGACUUGAUGAAGGGAACGGCGUACCGUUAUGCCAGUGUGGAGUCCAGACAUCUCGGUCCGAACCAACUGACACUGUUGUUUUUGGAUCGAAAGAAGAAGAGAGGGUUCCGAGACCCCAAGAAGCUAAAGAAAGCGAUCAUGAACCGAUUCCCAGAUCUCGCGAUGAAAUUCUCUACGAUGGAUGGUCUGAGCGUAAAGGACCAAAUCCAGCUAUUCUAUUCAUCGGAUCUGGUGUUCUCCCCGCAUGGUUCCGCAUUAGUGAAUCUGCUGUUUACCGCGCCGCAUUCGACGUUGAUCGAGUGCAAUCCGCCGUAUUUUUAUGAAAUGUGGUUUUCGAACAUUGGCUGGAUGUCUCGCAUGCACUAUGUGAGCGUGACAACGUAUCACUCGAAGUGGCUAAAGCAAGAUCGUCGCGAUGACGCCGAGAAAUUGUACGCGAGGGGAAAGUUCUAUUUGAAACGGCGCGAGUUCUCCGACAAUCUGGUAAGUCCUCCGCUGAUGAAUGUAUUGAACGCUCUGAACGAUGCAGUGGAGUACACGAAGCGAUGGCGCUUUGUUUACGAGGCAUCGGACAAAUGGUCGCCUUUGUUUUUUUAG
This is a messenger RNA of Blastocystis hominis, 1728 nucleotides long. RefSeq lists its product as hypothetical. The transcript has 5 exons. The record is from RefSeq and is a predicted model, not a curated record. Lineage: Eukaryota; Bigyra; Opalinata; Blastocystidae. Gene Ontology annotation, molecular function: glycosyltransferase activity. Bases 1 to 1728 code for a protein of 575 amino acids.